Colletotrichum siamense is the source of this 1701-nucleotide messenger RNA. RefSeq names its product Oxidative stress response two-component system protein SSK1 (gene SSK1). NCBI's taxonomy places the organism in Eukaryota, Fungi, Ascomycota, Sordariomycetes, Glomerellales, Glomerellaceae. The coding region runs from base 1 to 1701 and encodes 566 amino acids. The transcript has 2 exons. The record is from RefSeq and is a predicted model, not a curated record.
AUGGGUGCUGCUGGUGAUAUCAGAGCUCGCCUUAGGGCCAAAUUCAUCCGAAGAAACUCGGCCGCCCCCUCGCUAGCAUCCACCAACGGCACCAACGGCGAUGCUCACAGCUCGCUCACGCGGCAAUCCUCGGCCGCUGGAACCGCCUCCAGCUCCCAACAUCUGCACCAGCCCCAUCACCAGCCCCAGUCUCAGUCCCAGCCGCACACUCCAUGUCCAGGCAGCCCUGAACCUGGCGCAGACCACCCGCUGCUGCAGAGAUUGAAGGCGGCAAUUACGCUUACCACUGCCCAUGAACCACAUGAUAAAGACGGCCAUGAGCAGCCGCCACCACAACCAUCGCCUUCGCAGCAACAAGAAACAGACCACCUACAUCAUGUCCAUCACCUCGGCCAGGACGAGAGCGUUCAUGCGCCUGAGAGCAGCCCAUCUUUGGUGACGGAGGGUUCCGCUGACAGUGCGGACGAGCAGCGGCCCAAAGAAACUGGAGACAACUCGGGUAUGGGUGCCCACAAGCCACACACCAACGCUGACUCGGCCGCGCUGGUGUUACCUGCACCUGCACCUGCUGCUGCCGCUGCCGCUUUUGACCGACGUUCAGCUAGCGGCGACCUUGGACCGACAGGAAACGAUCUGCGCCCAUCAACGAACACUACCGUGACCACCGCUGCCAACACCAUCAAUCUCCCAAGCAUCAAUGAAAAUCAGGCCUUGCCUGCCGCUGCCUUGUCGGAACCUCACGCCGUCGACGAACAUAAGCAAGACCAAAAGCCAUUUCCCCUGCCGCCGCAAUCCCCACCCCCUCCAACUGUAGUCGUCGAGGCUGACCCUGCCCUUCACCACAACAUCGACAGUCUUGGCCCCCUCAGCUAUGCCAUCGGCACCUCCACGCCACUUGUUGCCGCCGUCCUACCGACUUCACCAUCGUCGCCCAGGCCAGACGGGCCUCCUCGCCGCCAGAGCCUCCUGCCCAAUCGCCAGACUACUUUAAUCCGCACCUUGCUCGACGCCGCGCAGACGAACCACGAAGUCGAUCCCUCCGCAGCCGAAGCGCUGCUUCCUAUCAACGGAAACAUGGUCACCCGAAAGGUUUGGGUGAGGCGCCCUGGUGCCUCUCCUACUCUCAUUACCAUCAAUGAGGAUGAUUUGGUCGACGACGUGCGCGAUAUGAUUUUGAGAAAAUACGCCAACUCUCUGGGCAGACACUUCGACUCUCCCGACCUAACAUUGCGCAUCUGCCCACGGGAGCAGAGGCAGGACCGCCUACUAGGCCCCGAAGAACCCAUGGGUCGUACCCUCGAUGCGUAUUUUCCGGGCGGUCAAAUGGUCGACGAGGCCCUGGUCAUCGAUAUACCCAGCAGACGUACACCGAGACCUUCUCCUCGGGCCCCAACCCAUGCCACAGCUGUCUAUUACGCCGAUGAAGGUAGGCCAUCUGAGGCUGGCGAGGGUUAUUUUCCUCCUAUUGCCGCCUUCAAGGACGCACUCGAACGCAUCGGAGCAAUCGGCUACAGCACCGGUGGCACCGCCACUUCCAACACCACCUGCUCCAGAAGUUCAGCAGGUGCAGAGAGUGGCAACUCCUCCGCCAAGAACAGCGUCGCCUCGUCCGGCAAGUUCUCGGCCGAAGAAGACGAAGAAGAAUAUGGAUCAUCCAACUCUGCCAGCCGGCAUACUGAACGGCGGGGUGCCGCCUAUUAA